Punctularia strigosozonata HHB-11173 SS5 is the source of this 192-nucleotide messenger RNA. RefSeq lists its product as uncharacterized. NCBI's taxonomy places the organism in Eukaryota, Fungi, Basidiomycota, Agaricomycetes, Corticiales, Punctulariaceae. The annotation marks the transcript as partial. The record is from RefSeq and is a predicted model, not a curated record. The transcript is spliced from 2 exons. Gene Ontology annotation, molecular function: nucleic acid binding.
UUAGUCUUUCUCCCACCAUACUCACCGGAUCUCAACCCUAUUGAAGAGAGUUUCAGUGCAUUGAAGGCAUGGCUUCGCAGAAGCUAUCGACAUCUUCUCAACAGCAAUAACCCAAUUUUAGAUAUACACGAAGCAUGUGCUCAUGCUGUCACUGCCGACAAGGCAAUAGGCUGGUUUAGACAUAGUGGUUAC